Scaptodrosophila lebanonensis is the source of this 3462-nucleotide messenger RNA. It is a transcript of the gene ValRS, whose product is annotated as valine--tRNA ligase. Gene Ontology annotation, molecular function: ATP binding; valine-tRNA ligase activity; aminoacyl-tRNA deacylase activity. Gene Ontology annotation, cellular component: cytosol. Gene Ontology annotation, biological process: valyl-tRNA aminoacylation. NCBI's taxonomy places the organism in Eukaryota, Metazoa, Arthropoda, Insecta, Diptera, Drosophilidae. Bases 155 to 3289 code for a protein of 1044 amino acids. The transcript has 6 exons. The record is from RefSeq and is a predicted model, not a curated record.
UUUCAUCUGUUUUGUGGGUUGUCCGUAAUAAUUUCGCAGUGGAGUGAGUAAUAACACAAAAUUUGCAUCAGCCUUGCAUUGUGAAAUAAUCCGUAUAAAAGACUCAAAUUAUUGAAGCAGUCACUGAAGCUACGCUGAAGAUAUUAAAUCUAACAUGCCGGAGCAGCAAAAUAUAAACGGUGAAGCACCAGCCGGUGAGGGUGUUCCGAAGACAGCUAAACAGUUGGAGAAGGAGGCUAAAAAGGCUGAGAAAUUGGCCAAACUGCAAGCGAAAUUAGACAAAAAGGCUGCUGCUGCACCAGCAACAAGCGAAAAGAAAGAAAAGCCCGAGAAAAAGGCGAAAGAGGCAAAAGAGGCUGCCGUCUACACGGCUAACACUGCGCCGGGUGAAAAGAAAGAUAUUAGUGGUGCCUUGCCGGAUGCCUACAGUCCACGGUUCGUGGAGGCUCAGUGGUACAGUUGGUGGGAGAAGCAGGGCUUCUUUAAGCCAGAGUAUGGGCGCGACUCCAUUGGUGAAGCCAAUCCCAAUGGAAAGUUCAUCAUGGUCAUUCCACCCCCGAAUGUGACGGGGUCGCUGCAUUUGGGGCACGCACUUACCAAUGCCAUUGAGGACGCCAUUACGCGCUAUCAUCGUAUGAAGGGACGAACGACUCUAUGGGUGCCAGGAUGUGAUCAUGCAGGCAUUGCGACUCAGGUGGUGGUGGAAAAGCUGUUAUGGCGAGAUGAGAAACUUUCCCGUCACGACUUGGGCCGUGAAAAAUUCAUUGAGCGUAUUUGGACUUGGCGACGCGAGAAGGGUGGCCGCAUUUACGAUCAGCUAAAGUCGCUGGGGUCCUCCUAUGACUGGACACGCGUGGCCUUUACCAUGGAUCCAAAACUGUGCCGCGCAGUGACGGAAGCAUUUGUCCGCUUGCAUGAAGAAGGAAGCAUUUACCGCAGCUCCCGUCUCGUCAACUGGAGUUGUUCGUUGCGCUCGGCUAUCUCAGAUAUUGAAGUGGACAAGGUGGAGAUACCGGGUCGCACAUUCCUGAGCAUACCGGGCUACGAAGAGAAGGUAGAAUUCGGCGUCCUCAUUAAAUUUGCCUACAAAGUGGAAGGCAGUGAUGAGGAGAUCAUUGUGGCCACCACUCGCAUUGAGACCAUGUUGGGCGAUACUGCUGUGGCUGUGCAUCCGCAAGAUGAGCGCUACAAGCAUCUGCACGGAAAGCAUGUGAUUCAUCCGUUCUGCGAUCGUCGCUUGCCAAUUGUUUGCGACGAGUUCGUGGACAUGAACUUUGGUACUGGCGCUGUGAAAAUAACGCCAGCUCACGAUCCAAACGACUAUGAAGUGGGAAAGCGCUGCAAUUUGCCAUUCAUCACCAUAUUCAAUGACGAUGGUUUCAUAAUUGGAGACUACGGCGAGUUUACGGGCAUGAAGCGCUUCACAUGUCGAAAGGUGUUGCUGGAGAAGCUCACUCAGCUGGGCCUCUACCGUGAGACUGUGAACAAUCCCAUGGUGGUGCCUAUUUGCAGUCGUUCGAAGGAUGUGGUGGAGCCGCUGAUCAAACCACAGUGGUACGUGAGUUGUGAGGACAUGGCCGUGGCCGCCACAGAAGCUGUGCGCAGUGGCCAACUAAAGAUAAUACCGGAGCAUCACACCAAGACCUGGUAUCACUGGAUGGAUGGCAUACGCGACUGGUGUGUGUCGCGGCAGCUGUGGUGGGGUCAUCGCAUACCCGCCUACUAUGUGACCUUCAACGAUGCCAGUCUAAAGGGGGGCUCGUCGGAUGACGAGCAGUAUUGGAUUGUAGCGCGGAGUCAGGAGGAGGCACUAGCCAAGGCCUCAUCCCGCUUUAAUGUAGAUGCCUCCAAAAUUGUUCUGCAACAGGACGAGGAUGUGCUGGACACCUGGUUCAGUUCGGGCCUCUAUCCCUUUUCCGUAUUCGGUUGGCCCGACGACACCGCCGACCUGCAAGCCUUUUAUCCCACGUCGCUGCUAGAGACUGGCCACGACAUUCUGUUCUUCUGGGUGGCGCGCAUGGUGUUCUUUGGCCAGAAGCUGCUGGGAAAACUGCCCUUUAAAGAGGUAUACCUACAUCCUAUGGUGCGUGAUGCACACGGACGUAAAAUGUCCAAAUCACUUGGAAAUGUCAUCGAUCCCAUGGACGUUAUACACGGUAUUACUCUGGAAGGUCUUCACGCGCAACUCGUGGGCUCCAACUUGGAUCCGCGCGAGAUUGAGAAAGCCAAGGCUGGUCAGAAGCAGGACUUCCCGCAGGGCAUUCCCGAAUGCGGAUCGGAUGCAUUACGAUUUGCCCUCUGCGCCUACAUCACGCAGGCACGCGAUAUCAAUCUGGAUAUUAAUCGUGUGCUCGGCUAUCGUUUCUUCUGCAACAAACUAUGGAACGCCACGAAAUUUGCGUUGUUGUAUUUCACUGGCAACGAGAAGUACAAUACCGAGUUGUCGUUAGAAGAAUCCAAUCCAAUGGACCGCUGGAUCCUAUCGCGUCUGGCAGCGGCUAUCGAGACUUGCAACGCCGGUUUUGAGCAGUAUGAUUUUGCUGCCGCAACCAGCGCCUGUUAUGCCUUCUGGUUAUACGAUCUGUGCGAUGUGUACUUAGAGUGCUUGAAACCCAUUUUCCAAGGCGGCAGUGCUGGUCAGCAGGCGGCUGCACGACGCACUCUGUACGUGUGUCUCGACUACGGACUACGUUUGCUUUCCCCCUUUAUGCCUUUCAUCACAGAAGAGCUCUACCAGCGACUGCCUCGCGCAGAUAGCACUCCCAGCAUAUGCGUGGCCAACUAUCCAAGCAACACGACAUGGCGCAACGUUCAAGUAGAAGCAGAUGUGGAAUUCGUGCAGAAGGCAGCCCGCAUCAUACGCUCUGCGCGCUCCGACUACAAUUUGCCGAACAAAACAAAGACGGAGGCCUAUAUAGUUUGCACCGAUGCCGCCCCCAAUGACAUACUCAAACGUUACUCUAACGACCUGGGCACAGUUGCCUACUCGACUGUGUCGUUUGACAGCAUCCCGCCUGCCGGCUGUGCCAUCCUCACAGUGUCCGGCCAGUGCGAGGUGCAUCUGCUGCUUAAGGGACUAAUAGAACCGGACAAGGAAAUUGCUAAGCUGCAAAAGAAGCGCGAUGGACUGGUGCAGACUGUGAGCAAACUGACGCAGGCCAUGCAGGCAGUGGACUAUGCCGCAAAGGUGCCAGUGGAGGUGCAAACAACCAAUGACACGAAACUGGCAGAAUCGCGCACCGAAAUCGAACGCAUAGCGGCGGCUAUCGAGACAUUAAAGCUUAUGUAAAAUGACGCCACUGUCGCCUUCGAUGGGAAUUUAUGAUAUUUUGAUUUGAAAUAGUUUUUAAUUGUUUCUGAAACUCGCGUCUCAAACCGAAGUUAUUUAAAUGCAUUUUACGCACCCUAUAGCUACAAUUUCUAAAGUAAACGCUAAAUAAACACACAUCUGACGGCUAUUUA